This is a messenger RNA of Setaria italica (foxtail millet), 842 nucleotides long. RefSeq names its product protein REVEILLE 8-like. Gene Ontology annotation, molecular function: DNA binding. The transcript has a single exon. The record is from RefSeq and is a predicted model, not a curated record. Bases 217 to 759 code for a protein of 180 amino acids. Lineage: Eukaryota; Viridiplantae; Streptophyta; Magnoliopsida; Poales; Poaceae.
AUUGCCCACACGUUUGCUCCCUCCGAUGUCCGCUCGUGAACGCGGCGGCUCCGAUCCCUAUAAAUCUUUGCGCAUGCCGAACGCUACUGGCACCAAGCCAAGAGCUCUCAAGCAUCAUCCCCUCAUCCUGUGCUGCUGCUCGGGGGGAGAGGAAGAGCGAAACAGAGACACACGGACGCAGAUCGAGACAGAGAGAGAGAGAUAAGAAAGACGAUCAUGCCAGCGGCGGCGAGGUCGAUUGUGAUGGCGGGGAAGAAGACCCGGAAGCCGUACACCAUCACCAGGCCGCGGGAGAGGUGGGCCGCCGACGAGCACGACCGGUUCCUCCACGCCUUGGUGCUGUUCGGCCGCGAUUGGAAGAGGAUUGAGGCCUUCGUCGCCACCAAGACCUCCACGCAGAUACGCAGCCACGCCCAGAAGCACUUCCUCAAGGCGCAGAAGCUUGGCAUCACGCCGCCGCCGCCGCACCCUCGCCUCGCCGCGGUCCUUGCUCAGCCACCCGUCAGCUGCCCGCCGGCGUGGUUUCCUGGCGACGCCAUGGCGCGAAGCGACGAGACGCUGAUUCAGCUCCCGUUGUCUCCGGAUGAACUGUACUUCGCUCAGGUGUACAGGUUCGUUGGCGACAUCUUCGGCUCUGACGCGCCGCAGCCGGUCGAGACACAGCUGCAGAGGCUGGUCGGCGCGGACCCUGUCAUUGUGGACACCAUCUUGCGGGUCCUAGGAAACCUCGAAGAAAACCUGUCUCUUUGGGACGUGUGAACGGGACACUCAUUACCCUUAAUACCGGUUGGUUUUUUUACCCUGUACUAAUGUGAGUAUUAGUACCGACGGCUAGUUCUUUC